AUGGUGAGGUAUUUUGAGAAGUUUCAUCUGAAACAGUUUAUCCCAAAAAAGCCUAUUCGUUUUGGUUACAAGGUAUGCUCCUCGAAUACACCCAGGGAGUACCUUCUGGACUUCGAAGUUUACCAGGGAAAGAGCGAGAAUGAAUACACUCAUAUCGAGAAAUUGGUAGGUAAGUCUGCUGCUCCUUUGCUGAAAAUGGUAGAAAACUUCCCAGAAGAAAUAAAAUCCUUGCCUUUCCAUUUCUACGUCAUCAAUUUGUUCACAACAUUUAAACUACUCUCACACAUGCAACAGUUGGGAUAUGGUGCAACAGGUACUUUGCGGGAAAAUAGAAUUCCAAACUCGUGUCCUCUGGCCAGCAACAAAGUUUUGAAGAAGUUUCCCCGAGGUCACACGAAGAGUAUAAUAAAUAAGCCACAUGGUGUUCUCCUCUGCAAAUGGGUGGAUAAUUCGGUAGUUGUUGCUUGUUCUAAUACACACGGCAUCAGCCCUAUAACCGAAGUUUCUCGGUAUUCAUUUACGAGCAAGACUCAGGUCCAGGUUCCACGCCCUGCAAUGCUGAGUGUGUAUAAUCAAGGAAUGGGUGGUACAGACUGGUUGGAUCAAAAUGUGAACCUAUACCGGAUCCAAAUAAGGAACAGAAAAUGGUACUGGCCGCUAGUUAUCUGGAUGCUGAAUGUAGCUCUUCAAAGUUCAUGGAUUCUGCAUCGACAUGCUGGAAACGAUAUUUCUCACCUGGACUUCAGAAGAGGAAUUGCACUGACUUACUUGAAGAAAUUCAAAACCUCUCAACCCUGA
Belonocnema kinseyi is the source of this 798-nucleotide messenger RNA. Its product is annotated as piggyBac transposable element-derived protein 3-like. The transcript has a single exon. The coding region runs from base 1 to 798 and encodes 265 amino acids. The record is from RefSeq and is a predicted model, not a curated record. Gene Ontology annotation, molecular function: sequence-specific DNA binding. Lineage: Eukaryota; Metazoa; Arthropoda; Insecta; Hymenoptera; Cynipidae.